GGUGUUUGCGAGGGGCACUGGGGCGGGCACGGCGUCGCUGCUGAAGGUCCACACCGCCCUCUCCACAUUGUUGGCUGCUCGUUCGCGCUGAGGAGCUCAUUGAGACAGCUGGACAAUCGACUGUCGUAGUCGCGCGCAAUUCACCAUGGUCGUCUUCGCACUGCUCGUCAUCAACAAGGCCGGUGGACUCAUCUACAACCGCAACUUUGCGCCGGGACUCCAGCAGCUCAACUCCAACGACUAUCUCAUCCUCGCCGGCACCUUUCACGGCAUCCAUGCCAUCUCGCGCUCUCUGUCUCCCGUCGCACCUCCUCCUGCACCUCCGGGAAACCGUGCAAACCAGAACACCGGCAUCCAGUCGCUCGAGUCGUCGCACUUUCGCCUGACCUGCUUCCAAACUCCCACCGGCACAAAGUUCCUCGUCUUCACCAGCCCUGAGCAACCAAAUACCGAUCAAAUCGCUCGCAGAUGUUACGACAUCUAUGCCGACUACGUCAUGGCAAACCCCUUCUACAGCCUCGAGAUGCCAAUCCGCGUCGACAAGUUUGACAGAGCUCUGGCCGCCUAUCUCGUCCGCCCUUGAUCACCUGCCAGCUC
Molecule: messenger RNA, 597 nt
Organism: Aureobasidium pullulans EXF-150
Lineage: Eukaryota; Fungi; Ascomycota; Dothideomycetes; Dothideales; Saccotheciaceae
Product: Sybindin-like protein
Exons: 2
Coding region: 146-583 (145 amino acids)
Biological process (GO): endoplasmic reticulum to Golgi vesicle-mediated transport
Cellular component (GO): TRAPP complex
Source: RefSeq, a predicted model, not a curated record